AUGAGUACAUUACCAAAUGAAAACACAUAAUCUUCUCAAGCUAGCAAUCAACAUCAACCUAAAUAAAUAUUUUCAGUUGAGAUUCUUUCGAAAAGAUCCACUUAAAAUUAAAACAAUGCUAUCCAACUUAGUUAAAAUUUUUAGUCAUUGUCUCCAACUCCCAUCUUCACUAUUCACAAAGAGCCAAGAAGUCAGGCUUCAGAUCCAACUAAUAAUAUUUUAAUUAAAGGAGAAUUGGAUCUCGAAUAAGCAAGUAGAAAGCCUAAUAAUACUACCUAUGAGGAAGUUAUAAACUGUGACACAUUUUCAUCAGCCCAGUUAGCUUAAAAUCAAAAUUUAACAGACUAGACAUAUUAAUGGGGCUAACCACAAAAAUCGCGUGGCAGACGAAAAAUCGCUAAACUUGUUGAGAAUUCAGAUAUAGUCUCAUUAAAAAGGAAUAUCUUUAGAUCACAUAAAUAUAUCAUCUGCAAUAACGUUAAUGGCUUCACAUUCAAGUUGAGAAAGAAGUAUGAACAUGACAAAUCUCUCCUUAAAAAAAUUGAAGAUGUCAUUUAAAUGUUCCAAGAAUGUUGCUCUUACGAGCAUUAGAAAAAGAUCUAAGGUAAAUUAAGAGAUGGUAACAAAUACUAUCAUGAACUUAUUGGUGACCCUUGCUAUAGACAUAAUACAAAGAACAUCAUAAAGUUUUUGAAGCAUCCAAUCUGUAAUCUCAUAUUCAGAGAAGCAGUAUUAGAAAACCAAAUAUUUGAGAGAUAACCCUUCAAGAUAAGCAUCAUUCAUUAGAUCUAGGAGCUAUAUAAAGCAGCUUUGGAUAUCUGA
Molecule: messenger RNA, 822 nt
Organism: Stylonychia lemnae
Lineage: Eukaryota; Ciliophora; Spirotrichea; Sporadotrichida; Oxytrichidae
Source: the annotation of a GenBank genome assembly